Messenger RNA from Arabidopsis thaliana (thale cress), 2186 nucleotides. RefSeq names its product Cupredoxin superfamily protein. NCBI's taxonomy places the organism in Eukaryota, Viridiplantae, Streptophyta, Magnoliopsida, Brassicales, Brassicaceae. The coding region runs from base 564 to 2027 and encodes 487 amino acids. The transcript has 4 exons. Gene Ontology annotation, molecular function: L-ascorbate oxidase activity; oxidoreductase activity; copper ion binding. The record is from RefSeq and is marked reviewed. Gene Ontology annotation, cellular component: extracellular region.
AGUCGAUGUAUUAUUAUUAGAAAUUAUCACUAAAUCGUAGAAAAGUGAAACGCGUUUUCUCUCCAGUUUUUCUCCAAAAGACAAAUGAGUUAUCUGUAAACACAUGACAUGCAAUGAUCUAUCGUUAUGUAUAUAUGAAUUGAUUAAUCUCGAACUAUAUAUUGAAAUCUCAGCUUCUUAUCUUCUUUGAUUCUUGGAGACACGAUUGGAAAAAUGAUGAGACCGAAGAGAUCAUCAGACACAGUCCAUGUCUUCAAUCUUAUGGUCCUCUGUUUCAUUGCCCUGUUUUUUUCUUCCGUCCUCUGUCAGGGAAAGAUCCGGAGAUUCAAAUGGGAAGUGAAGUACGAGUUCAAGUCACCGGAUUGUUUCGAGAAGCUAGUAAUCACAAUCAAUGGUAAGUUUCCAGGUCCCACCAUUAAAGCUCAACAAGGUGACACCAUCGUUGUCGAGCUCAAGAAUAGCUUCAUGACUGAAAAUGUCGCUGUCCAUUGGCAUGGAAUCCGACAGGUACGUAAACAUCCUCGUAAGCACUCGGUGAAUGACUGAAAAAGAUUGAUUUAUAUAUGUUUCAGAUUGGGACUCCAUGGUUCGAUGGAGUAGAAGGUGUUACUCAAUGUCCAAUUCUUCCUGGAGAAGUCUUCAUUUACCAAUUUGUCGUUGAUAGGCCUGGUACAUACAUGUAUCAUUCACACUAUGGGAUGCAGAGAGAGUCUGGAUUAAUCGGAAUGAUUCAAGUUUCUCCUCCGGCCACAGAGCCCGAACCGUUUACAUACGAUUAUGACCGGAACUUUUUGUUAACUGAUUGGUAUCACAAAAGUAUGUCAGAGAAAGCCACCGGUUUAGCAUCCAUACCCUUCAAGUGGGUCGGUGAGCCACAAUCGCUUAUGAUACAAGGAAGAGGAAGAUUCAACUGCUCAAACAACCUAACCACUCCUCCAAGCUUAGUGUCUGGAGUAUGUAACGUCUCAAACGCUGAUUGUUCGCGUUUUAUUCUUACGGUGAUUCCCGGAAAGACAUACAGGCUUCGAAUAGGUAGCUUGACGGCUCUCUCUGCUCUCAGUUUCCAAAUCGAGGGACAUAAUUUGACAGUUGUUGAAGCAGACGGACACUACGUAGAACCAUUCACGGUGAAGAAUCUCUUUGUAUACUCCGGCGAAACUUAUUCCGUACUUCUCAAGGCAGAUCAAAACCCUCGACGAAACUAUUGGAUCACCUCAAGCAUAGUUAGCCGUCCGGCGACAACUCCACCGGCAACCGCUGUACUCAACUACUACCCGAACCACCCACGACGGCGUCCUCCCACGUCGGAAUCAUCCAAUAUCGUACCGGAAUGGAACGACACGCGCUCCCGUCUUGCACAAAGCCUAGCAAUCAAGGCGCGUCGAGGAUUCAUUCACGCGCUGCCGGAGAAUUCUGACAAAGUCAUUGUGCUUCUGAAUACACAAAACGAAGUCAACGGAUACAGACGUUGGUCGGUCAACAACGUUUCCUAUCACCACCCUAAAACGCCGUACCUAAUCGCGUUAAAGCAAAACCUCACAAACGCGUUUGACUGGCGUUUCACGGCACCGGAGAACUACGAUUCUCGAAAUUACGACAUAUUCGCGAAACCCCUUAACGCUAACGCGACGACGAGCGAUGGAAUCUACAGAUUGAGAUUCAAUUCAACCGUGGACGUGAUUUUACAAAACGCGAAUACAAUGAACGCAAACAACAGUGAAACGCACCCGUGGCAUUUACACGGUCAUGAUUUUUGGGUGCUUGGGUACGGAGAAGGAAAGUUUAAUGAGUCGGAGGAUCCGAAAAGGUAUAACCGGGUCGACCCGAUAAAGAAAAACACGGUUGCGGUUCAACCGUUUGGCUGGACGGCGUUGCGUUUUAGAGCGGAUAAUCCUGGCGUUUGGUCGUUUCACUGCCACAUUGAAUCGCAUUUUUUCAUGGGAAUGGGGAUUGUGUUCGAGUCUGGGAUUGAUAAGGUUUCUAGUUUACCUUCUUCUAUAAUGGGAUGUGGUCAGACUAAACGCUGAUUAUAUUGUUUAAUCAAAUUCGAGUAGAAAAUAUUCAUUGUUUAAUCAUUGAGACACCUGUUUUUUUUUUAGCCAAUGAGACACCUGUUUUAUUUAAUGUAAGUAAUGUUAGAUAACAAGGUGGAUAUUUUGCUAUAAUUUAUGUGUCACAAAUUUAGC